CACAGACUCGCAGCAGUAAACACGCAUGGAGAGUUCUAAAUAAAAGUGAUAACUAACAAACUGGGCCAUACCAAAAAUAUUUUAAGUUUUCAUUUUUAAAAAAUUUUUAAAUGUGGCGUAUUGUAUUUUAAUUUUUUUAUAGAAAUAGGGCAUAGAUUUUUGUUAACCGAUUUCCUCACAGUGCACACAUACACACACAUUUAACUACACUGAACUCUACCAGUGUUUGUGAAAUAAUACACUUUACAACGCGAUCAGCCAUCCAAAUCUUCAUCAGUGUGCAACUGUCUUAAUCAAGUAUUCUUAAAGAUUCGAUCUAUAACACCGUUCUGCGAAAUUUCAAGUAAAAUUUAAAUUUAAGAUCUCGCCAUUUAUAUCAAAAUUGUGUCCAUUCCCUCGCUUCGCCAUGGUCAACGAAUAUUGCACUGGUUCCAAAUCGCCAGUGUUCAUCAGCCACUCCGCCCCGUACAACUUUCUGCGGGAAUACCGUCUAUUGUGCGAUGAUACCGAAAUACCUGCGAUGACUCUGAUUGGAGAAGCCGCCCAGGCCUGGCAGGCGCUUAGUCCCGAGGAGAAGAGCUUGUUCGAGGAGACCUCCUAUCUGACGGCCCGAUUCGGUCAAUCCAGCAACUCUGCGAUAAGACUAACUAUUGAUUUGCUAUCAGCCCAGCAAACCACUGUGCGGCGGAUGCCCAGUACUCCAAGUACCCGCAGUUCUCGCAGUCUCCGAAAGGUCUCUGAAAAGUCCAAGACCAUCCGGAGCGGUAAUGCCAAAUCGCAUUGGAAGAAAAAACAGCAGAAAAUGAGUGCAGCCAAAAUUAUGUGAGAACUAAAAUAUGGGAUGUUAGAGGUGUGGCGGAUGCACCUUAAAACACUUGUUAACUGGAAAAUAUCCUUCGAUGACCCACAAUGCCAUUGACCA
This is a messenger RNA of Drosophila takahashii, 922 nucleotides long. RefSeq lists its product as uncharacterized. The record is from RefSeq and is a predicted model, not a curated record. NCBI's taxonomy places the organism in Eukaryota, Metazoa, Arthropoda, Insecta, Diptera, Drosophilidae. Gene Ontology annotation, biological process: spermatogenesis; sperm DNA condensation.